GCAGAAAGCUCCAUACAGGACCCCUGGCUUCCUUACCCCCGCGUGCUUACACCCAGCGCGCUUUCCAGCGUCCUUCGGUCCCACGAGCCCGGCAGCCCGCUACAGCCUGCGCUGCGCGGGGAAGGCGGGGUUCCUCGCGCUCGGGGCGUCCCGCCCGGUAACGGUGGUCCAAUGAGCGAGCACCCGAGCGCACGAGGUCUUAAGUUUCACGACCGUCGGAGUGGUGGGUUCUAACGCUACCGACGUGGCGUUAGCUCCAUGUAAAGCUACGGUUACGUCUUUCUUUCCCCGAGCAGAGACAGACGGUAACACCGAGCUAACGGAGAGGAGGCGGGUGCGGAAAGUCCAGACAAAGUGCGGUGCGACGGACAACUGCCCCGCGCGCGUCGAGAUGGAGAAGUCUCAGUUGCCUAGCGACGAGGGAGGUCCUGGAUUGACAGAGAGCUACUCGGCAACAGCCCUAGUGUCUAGAGAUGGGGCGGAGCCUGCUGGAGAGGCGGGGCAGGGGGAGGAGCGUCCUACGUGGGACAGCAAGCUGCAAUACGUCUUGGCCCAGGUGGGCUUCAGCGUGGGCCUGGGCAACGUGUGGAGAUUCCCCUAUCUCUGCCACCAGAACGGAGGAGGGGCCUUCCUACUGUUGUAUGUAGUGUUGCUGAUGGGGGUGGGAGUUCCCCUCUUCUUCAUGGAACUGGCUGCUGGCCAGAGUAUCCGCCAGGGCAGCAUCGGAGUCUGGAAGCACAUCUCCCCACGCCUCGCUGGGAUCGGCUACUCCAGCUGCAUGGUAUGUUUCUUUGUGGCUCUGUACUAUAAUGUGAUCAUUGCCUGGGCGCUCUUUUAUUUUGGGAACUCUUUCCAAUACCCGUUACCAUGGCAAAAGUGUCCUGUGGAACCAGGUGGCAACCUGACAGUGAAGGAGUGUGCUGCUAGUUCUCCCACCUCAUUCUUCUGGUUCCGGAAGGCUCUGGACAUCUCUGACUCUCUAGAGCAGUCUGGACAGUUGAACCCCGUCAUAACGGGCUGCCUACUAGCAGCCUGGACCCUGGUCUCUCUCGCCAUGAUAAAGGGCAUAAAAUCAUCAGCCAAGGUGAUGUACUUUUCCUCCAUUUUCCCGUAUGCUGUGCUAGUCUGUUUUCUGAUCAGAGGCCUGAUGCUGGAUGGAGCCACUGAGGGCAUCAUUUAUAUGUUCUACCCUAAGCUGCAGAUUUGGCGUGAGGUGCAGGUGUGGCGCCAGGCUGCCACUCAGGUGUUCUUCGCGCUCGGUCUGGGUUAUGGCUCUGUGAUCGCCUACUCGUCCUACAACCCUGUCCACAACAACUGCCACCGCGACGCCAUCAUGGUCUCUGCUAUCAACUUCAUGACCUCAGUUCUGGCCUCCCUCGUCAUCUUCAUGGUCCUUGGCUUCCGGGCCAAGAACGUCGCUCUGGAGUGUGUGGCCGAGAAUGUAGCUACGAUGGUAGGAAUGUCAACUCCGGACUCUCAGCACCGGUUCCCGUCGUUCAACACGUCCGAGCCCAGAUCCAUCCUGCUGCACAAGUACAGGGAGUGGUACAGCCAGUACGGAAGCCUACUGGGGUCAAACUUCACCGACUGUGACCUGGAGAGAGAGAUGAUCAAGGGCGUGGAGGGCACUGGACUGGCGUUCAUUGCCUUCACCGAGGCCAUGAGCCUCUUCCCUGCCAGCCCCUUUUGGUCAGCCCUGUUCUUCCUCAUGCUUCUCAACCUCGGCAUGUCCACCAUGUUCGGCACCAUGCAGGGAAUCCUCACACCCCUCAUGGACAACUUUAAACUGCUGGGUCGUCACAAGACCAUCUUCACAGUCUGUGUCUGCAUGCUGGGCUUCUUCCUGGGCCUGAUCUUCACUCAGCGCAGUGGGAACUAUUUCGUCACCAUGUUCGACGACUACUCUGCCACUCUGCCUCUGAUAAUCGUCGUCGUCUUUGAGACGGUCAGCGUCGCGUGGAUCUACGGUGCUGACCGAUUUCUGGAUGAUGUGGAGGUGAUGCUGAAUUGGCGCCCCCCGGUGGUGUAUAAGUACAUGUGGAAGUAUGUGUGCGUGCUGGCUAUGCUGAGCCUGCUGACGGCUAGUCUCCUGCGCAUGGUCUUCAGAUGGCCCAGUUACACUGCAUGGAACCACACCACGGGAGCGGAGACUAGUCUGGAGUAUCCCGGUUGGGCACUGGUGAUGCUCUGUUUGCUCAUCGUGACAGCCUGUCUCCCAGUUCCUGCUAUGUACCUGUACUCACUCAUCACACACAGGUGGGGCAGAGCAGGUGAGCAGGGGGGUGUGGCUGAGCAACCCACGGCAUACUCCAAAUGCAAUUCUGCUGAGUCCAGCAGCCAUCGUUGCCUAGUGGAUGAGGAUGGCACCCUGUCCCAGAGCACGUUCCUGCCACAGGGGGUGGACCAAUACAGGCUCCUCCCACAACAGGAAGAUGGGGAGGAAGACGACACUGAGGUGUGAGGAAGGACAGAGACACUAAAGACUCGAGACAUCUGAGGUUUCAGGACACGGAGCAGUAAGGCCUUGUUCUGGAGGCGGAGUCACGCGGGGAGAAGGGCCUGUUUAUUGGAUGUCGCUGGACCGAUUGUAUUGGACGGACUUACGUUGUUCAUGAGCUGUAAUGAUGUACUGCAGGCCUCCACAAGAGUGCACUAUUCAUGUGAGCGCUGCAGGCAAUGAAGCUCCCAGUCUGCACGCAGCUUUUCUCGACUUCCCCCAGUGCUUACCAGUAGUGUUGGAUACCCCACGUCCCCCAGUGCUUACCAGUAGUGUUGGAUACCCCACGUCCCCCAGUGCUUACCAGUAGUGUUGGAUACCCCACGUCCCCCAGUGCUUACCAGUAGUGUUGGAUACCCCAGUCACAAGCCCGUGUAACUGGUGUCCUACAGUAACUGAGAGAACUUCUUCUGUCUCACUUCUUAUAUCCAUGUAGUCGUUCUUCAUUUUUUUUCUUUUACAUGUUUUUUGUCUUUCUUGCAUCUUGUGUAUCUGGUGUCAGUUGUUCUUGUGCAGGCUCCUCCCAUCGUCUCUCCUUUCUUGACUUGUCAGACCUCUCUGCCCAUGUCAGUGUGGUACGCGUUUGGCCCUCACCAUGUGCAGGCUCUUAUUUUCAAAUGAAAUAUUUUACAUUUGUCAGAAAUCAGACCACAAUGCAAUAAUAGUUGAUUUUUAGAAACCCCACUAUUUUGUAAGUGACAAAUUCCCACCGUUUGGUUUGCGUAUUCCAUAUCGUCAGCGUCCCGUGUGUGUACGGACUUUAACGUCCUUCCAGGUCCUGCUUCCACAGCUGCUGCUCAUUGUGCAGGGCUCAGUGCUGCCAUUGUUCUAGUUACCUCGGCACUCUUAAAUAUAAACACCCCAGAUUUGAAGGAACAGCCCCAGUGCCAAAUAGUGCCAUUACAGGCCACCUCAGUAAACAUACGAGAUGAACAUACAGACAUGCUAUGGGGAGUGAGUACACUGCAAUACAUUAUUUUUAGAUCAUUUCAGUGUACUGUAGUUGAAAGCACAGGAAGGCUUCUAAUAACUCUGCUGUUUCUGUCCAUCUGUGUGUGUGAGAGAACAUUCUGAUUGUAUUCUAUUUAUUUUCUCCUUGUUUAGUUUAUUACACAUUACCAGAGUAAUGGUGGUGUGGACGUAGGUGGAGUGAGUAAGAUGGACUAAGUACUCCGUCCUAAGAUUCCCAUGUUCUGCAACAGCCUGUUCGUGGUGACUGUGCUAGAAAUGUGUGUCCAUUACAGAACCUCCUUCUCCUUUUAGAAGCUGCAUGAUUCCUCCUGACAAAAAUACCCAAAACCACAAGAAGUCGCGCUGAGAAGAAGCAGCAGACCAAUCAGGGCUCAGAAUGGAGUGGAGCCAUGUGCUGAGUCAGAGCGGACAGCCGUGAACACGCCCUCACACUCCUGCCUGUUAAGAACAGUGAGACGCAGUUCUGUUACUGGGAGCCUGGAGCCCAGAAGGACCGAGCUGUGAGUCUCACCCUCCCAGAAGCCAGAUCCUAUAACUCAGCACGGAGCUGGCAGUACAGGAGCGCCUGUAUCUCUCUCUCUCUCUCUCACACACACACACACACACACACACACACAGACGGUGGACACUUAAGGCAGGUUAUGUCCAGGAGUGACAAAUAUCCUGUGAAUAGAUACAUGCUUGGUCUCUACAGAAAACAAUUUAAUUGAGUCACCCAACCUAACACAUUGAGUUGUGAAUUAUUGUGGAAUUAUUGUGCCCCCCCCCCCCCCCCCAAAAAAAAAAAAAAAAAAUCCCCCAAAAACUAUAUCUCGGCUUGAUUCCAUUUCAGUAGCUGUUUGUGUCUCAUGCAUAUUCUUUGUUUGUGUGAGUGUGUAUGGGGGAGAAGAAAGAGGUUGUAUCGUUUUGCUGGCCGCGUUUUAACAAAUGAAAUAAACGUAUAGUUUGAAGUGCAAA
This is a messenger RNA of Electrophorus electricus (electric eel), 4426 nucleotides long. RefSeq names its product solute carrier family 6 member 16a (gene slc6a16a). The record is from RefSeq and is a predicted model, not a curated record. NCBI's taxonomy places the organism in Eukaryota, Metazoa, Chordata, Actinopteri, Gymnotiformes, Gymnotidae. Gene Ontology annotation, cellular component: plasma membrane. Gene Ontology annotation, biological process: nitrogen compound transport; sodium ion transmembrane transport; amino acid transport.